AUGAUAAUAAUAAAUGAUGAUAGCGAUACUAGUAAUGAAUAUGAUCUUGGUUCUAGCAUUUCAAAUGAAGAUAAAAUGCUUAUAUCACGAGAAAAUAGUUUUAUGAACACCGACGUUGAUGUACCUGUACAACAAAAUUCAUGGAUAGAAAAGGAAAAAUGGCGUCCAUCAAAUCUAGAUAAUCACGAAGUAGUAGAUUUAACUCAAGAAGGUUCAUUAUUUGAAGAUUCAAGUCAGGCAAGCUGUUCUUAUACAUUAAUUGACGAAUCAGACCAGGAAGGUUAUUUACCAACUGAAGAUUCAAAUAAAGAAAGUCAAACAUCGAUUAAAAGCCAAUCACGUGCAUACCUUGACCAUCACAAGCCUAUACUACAAGGUAUUGAAGAUGAUCCACUUAUCCAAUCUCAAACAAAUAAUCAAGCAAAGGAAAGAAAAUCUAAAAAUGAUG
Racocetra fulgida is the source of this 448-nucleotide messenger RNA. The record is from the annotation of a GenBank genome assembly. Lineage: Eukaryota; Fungi; Glomeromycota; Glomeromycetes; Diversisporales; Gigasporaceae.